This is a messenger RNA of Xiphophorus maculatus (southern platyfish), 2350 nucleotides long. RefSeq names its product serine/threonine-protein kinase 17A-like (gene stk17a). Gene Ontology annotation, molecular function: protein serine/threonine kinase activity; ATP binding. NCBI's taxonomy places the organism in Eukaryota, Metazoa, Chordata, Actinopteri, Cyprinodontiformes, Poeciliidae. The coding region runs from base 204 to 1508 and encodes 434 amino acids. The transcript has 7 exons. The record is from RefSeq and is a predicted model, not a curated record. Gene Ontology annotation, cellular component: nucleus. Gene Ontology annotation, biological process: intracellular signal transduction; protein phosphorylation; positive regulation of apoptotic process.
AGCAGGACGAAGGGGGUUUGGCAGAACCUCACCCCAAUGAGGCGCUCAGAGCCGGUGUGUGACAGGUUUCUACGCAGUGCGAAGCUUCCUACCGUCCAGCCUGUCGGACAGUGACACAUUUACGAAAGUUUCCUUUUCCAGUAGCCGCUUAGUAAACGAGAUAGUUUACUUGUUCUGCAAAAGUUGGACUCUCGAAGCGCGCCAUGAUUCCCGAAUGCCCUCGCGCCGGGGACAUGAGAAGCAAAGCCCACUUCCAGAUGAACCCAAGUCCGGUUCCUGUCGCAAGAGGACCGAGCCACGCUCACCCCGACAGCGGCUUGCUUUCGGAAAUCCAAACCUCCAUUAGGAAGGAACCUUUCAGUGUGCACUACACAGUCACCCCCGGCAGAGAACUGGGCAGGGGGAAGUUUUCCGUGGUUAGAAAGUGUAUAGAGAAUUCCACGGGGCGUGAGUAUGCUGCAAAGUUCUUACGGAAGAGGCGGAAAGGACAGGACUGCCGGAUGGAGAUCAUCCAUGAGAUUGCAGUGCUUGAGCUGGCCACAGCUAGUCCACGCAUGGUCAAACUCCACCAGGUCUACGAGAUGGCCUCAGAGAUGGUGCUUAUUCUGGAGUUUGCUGCUGGAGGAGAGAUCUUCAACCAGUGUGUGUCAGAUCGUGAUGAUGAGGCCUUAAGUGAAGAAGAUGUGAAGAGACUAAUGAGACAGAUCCUAGAAGGAGUCUCCUUCUUUCAUCACAACAACGUGGUUCACCUGGACCUGAAACCUCAGAACAUCCUGCUGACCAGCAGCUGUCCUCUGGGGGACGUUAAGAUUGUGGACUUUGGGCUGUCCAGGAGGGUCAGCAGCCACCAUGAACUCAGGGAAAUAAUGGGAACCCCAGAGUAUGUUGCUCCUGAGAUUCUCAACUACGAGCCUAUAAGCACUGCAACAGAUAUGUGGAGCAUUGGAGUUCUGGCCUAUGUGAUGCUGACAGGAAUCUCUCCGUUCCUUGGCAACAACAAACAGGAGACGUUUCUCAACAUCUCUCAGUUGAAUGUAAGCUAUGGAGCCGAGGAGCUGCAGCAGCUGGACCAGGACGCGCUGUCCUUCAUCCAGAUGCUGCUCCGCAGACAGCCACAAGAGCGGGCCACAGUGGAACAGUGCCUUACACACCCCUGGCUUCAGAGGACAGGCCCCCAGAGACCCAUGAUGGAGGAGGAGAUGCUCCCAGUACAGGAUCCAGAGACACCCAGCAUUACCAGCAGCUCCACCCGCAGUGCACCACCUGCCAGCAGCAGCAGCAUAGCUGAGGAAGAGGAAAGUGAGGAAGGAGAGGCAGCAAUGACGGAGGAGCUGAUCAUUCUGGCUGCCUACACCCUGGAUCAGGGCCACCAGACUUCCAGCUCAACCUCUAAGGAGGUGAUGCUGGCUGCAGACCAGAAGGCGAUCUCACAACGCUUCAGGUUUGAGAUCCUUCAGCGUCCUGGAGAGAGACUGCAUCUACUGACCCCCACCAGCACUCACAUCUAGAAAACAGCACAUACACUAUUUAAGCUGUUUGAUUUUAAUAAUGUUCCUUUAUGUACAUUUAUUUCUUCCCAUAAUGCGUUUUAGUUCUCCUGCAGCAGCUAUUGUUGCUUGAUUGUCAACAUUGCUUGAUUGUUAAAUUGUAUUUUUCUACCCGGAUCCAGACCAAACAAAGACUGAACAGUUUCAGGCUGAUCUCUCUGUGGGUUUUCAUGAGAGACAAAAGCCUAGAACUAACAGGCACUUCAAGUACAACUCAGUGACCGUUUGGACAGACUGCUGUCCAAACAGAGAAUUCAGAACAAUGGUUGGAAGAAUUUCACAUGAAAUGUAGAAUAUUUGGGUUUAAUGUUUUCAUUCAUUAUUCAUUUGUGCCAACUCCACAUUCACUUACCACCAGCAGGUUGUGUAGAUAUUAAAGGACAUAUGGUAAUAUGCUGGAAGCAUCUGUUACUUUAAACAGUGGAGAACUAAAAGCAACCACAAAUUCAGCCAUAAGAUGUAAAAUUUAAAUCUUUUAACAGAGGGACCUUCAGUCACGCAGGCAGCGCCUUGGAAACAGUCUGAGUCUAGAACCAGGAGUUUCUUCCUCUCCUGCUGCUGCUGAGCUCACCCACCUUGGGAUUCAUGGUCUCAGAAUGUCUCACCAUGAAUGAGUCAAACUGGCUGGAAGAGCCCCAACUGUUAGCAUGUAGCUACAUCACCUAGCAACAGCUACAAAUACACUAAUGAGUCCCAGAAAGGGUCACGAGGGUGUUGGUGUAUCCAGCUUUGGAUGGACCCCAUGAAGCUUUAGGUACGGAGCCCUCUAGGGGACAUGGGGAAAAUAUUUUCUUUCGCGUUCC